AUGGCUUUUCAGCAACCUGCACGGCAGCCCGCUCAGCGGGUGGUCCGCCCAUCCGUCGCUGUCGAGCCCACCCAGCAGCCGCCUGCCGCCCUCCAGGAGAGAGCACUGGACCAGUCGCAGACAUCAUGGGUGCUCUUCUCCCCUCCGACAGACGUCACCACCGCCUCAUAUCUUAGCGAAACUGACCACUCGGUCGAUACGCCUGGCCGCUCGCGGGCCAGCGGCCUGGGAAGCGUCCACACGGCCGCGAGAUCCUCCCCCACCGACGACUUUCGACUAUCGCUCGCCUCCUCUGCCAUCGACGACAUAUCCGUUGACGAUGAUGCGGAACUCGACAGCCUUGAUAGCCACUUGCCUGAAUUCCGCUCUCAACCUGGGGACCAUGCCGCCUCUCACAGAAACACCAUGCACGGCGCCGUGCCUGUCUUCCCCGCCCACGACGGUCUGGGCUCAUUUCGUCUCGACAGACCCACGCUGGGCCGGGAUGCGCAGGAGCAAAUCUACCAGUUUGAGCGCUUCAACCCCAAGAGAUUACGAGUUGACACUGCCGACGAUACCUACAUGGAAACAGGUGCCGCAGGUGAGGUGCAGGAGUCGGCGAAGCGGGAGCGAAUCGAGGCCUGGCGCCUGGAGCAUAGCCGCGUGCUUCUCGACGAGGUGCAGCGCGAGACCAGACGCCGCCGCAAGUCGCUUGUAUCGAUGCAUCGCCGCCAUCAGUCCCAAUCAGCUGACGAUAACAUGACCUGGCACGAUGAAGAUGAUGCCACCGCCACUGAGGCGUCUGGCGAAGACCGAGGCUUCCUGGCCCGCAUCACCCGCACCGUGGUCAAGGAUAUCUUUGGCAUCGACGAGAAGCUGUUGGACAUCCUACUCGGCGAGGCAGUCGUUGACGAAGACGACUUGUCCAACACGCCACGCGCCUCACAGCUCAACACGCCGCCGCCGUUGACGUCACUCGACGAAGAGUCUUGGCAGCUGCGGAUUCUCGAGUCUGUGUCGCGCGAAUUGGGACGGCUCGUUAACCACCUCUCGCCGCACCACCCUGGCGCCUUUUCGACCUACUCGCGCAUGCAGCAGAUGCCGCUUCCCUACGCCGGCCUGCCCGCGAUUCCCGAGGCCGCUGACCAAGCCAGCGUCGAUCACCCCAGCGCGGCACCCUCUGCGCCCGAAUUCAAGCCCACACUGGACCGCCACUCGCAGCCCAUUCCGAUCCCCGGCAAGACCAAGGACGAGUCCGAGGACAGCGGCCUUUUCACCAAGGACGAGUGGGAGCGGGAUCUGGAUAUUAAGCUCGUCUUUCGCUACCUCAUCUCUCGCUUCACAUCGCGCAAUAACACGCCCAGCAACGCGCCGGCACACAUGGCGACGACUAGCAUGCAGGAUGCGGCGGCACGCGUGGCCCGUGUGCGCCAGCAUCAUCCUCUGAUUGCGCGCGCACGGCCGAUGGAGCGGCGGCCGUUCAGGGCCGUUACGCCGAGCAGCCCGAUUGCGGCGCGGCCGCGCAGUAGCUGCGCCAGCCAGAGCACCCGCCGGUCAGCCCGACGCAGCAGCACGUCGUCGCGGCAUUACUGGGAUAUCGGCGGUUCUCUCGGCACUGGCUCCAUGAUUGGACCGCAAGGUCCCGUGGGUAGCUGGGGAGAGGUCUGA
This is a messenger RNA of Cordyceps militaris CM01, 1647 nucleotides long. RefSeq lists its product as uncharacterized. The record is from RefSeq and is a predicted model, not a curated record. Lineage: Eukaryota; Fungi; Ascomycota; Sordariomycetes; Hypocreales; Cordycipitaceae. Bases 1 to 1647 code for a protein of 548 amino acids. The transcript has a single exon.